GUUUUGUUUUCGGAGAAACUAUGAGUCAACAGACAGAGAUUACGUUAUAUGUAAACAGAAGCCGUACUCAGGAAACAGGACGUACAUGCGACUUACAUCUCACUUCACUAACUUCUUGCUAAGGUUACAUUAGCUGCUCAGUUUCAACAAUGUUAGGCUGAAAAAACGAGCAUGCGGACUGUUCAACCGCGCUGUUCUGUCGGGAGAUGCAGCGACUUAAACCAGUGACAGCCGCAGAGCACCUUCUGCACUGACCCGCCAGCCUUUGAAACAACCGUACAAGACAAUUUUCUCUCAGCCGCAGUGAGUCAUUAAAGGCUACAUGACAGAUGAGCAUGGUGAUAACGCGUGGACGCUGAGCAGGCCGACCCUCAUACAGUGAUGAAGACGACGAAGAAAUGAGUUUGUUUUGAGGAAUGAGGCGGAAGGAACCUUGAACACAGCUCCAAUCUGAGAAGAGACUUUGAGACAGGCAGCAAUGGGGAAUUCAGAGAGCCAAUAUAGCAUCCAGGGCCCCAAAGGCACCAGCUUUGUCUUCCCUGGGAAACCCAAGCCAUACUCACUGAAGCUCCGCUCAUCCAAAGAUGAAGCUCUGUCGCCCCAUACGUGGUGGAAAAGUGCCCCGUUGGGUUCAGGCUACAAGGCCAGGUGUGUUGGCCGUGGCUGUCUGUCCCCUCCUAAAAGCCGGCCACCUUACUCCCCGAGGCACUGUGACCAUGUCUCCAAGGGGGGAAGGGGCAGCCCAAGUGAGCAUCGCUGGCAUCGGUCGCCUGGAUGUGGAAUAAGAAGGCGGCAUUUGUCUGAUGAGUACGGAAAUAAUCCGUAUGGGGCGGAUCUCAAUGGGUGCACCUUGAAUGGACACAGCAAUGAGCACGAGGCUUUAGAGGAACAGAGCAGCCCACGGGUGGUGAUCAAGAAGGAUGGCAGUCUCAGGGUAGAGUUCACUAACACCUCAGGAAACCCCCUCCUCCUGGAUGCAGCUUCUGGCCCAGUACAGCUCCUUAAGUUCUCCCCUAACCUGGAGACUGCCUCAACUCCCAGUCUGCCUGGCUCAAGCGGUAGCAGGCAGGACGGACACCGCAGUGGCCCACCUCCAGCAUCUACCUCUUCUACAGCCAGGACCAGCAAGGGUAGCUCACUCAGCUCGGAUGGUUCCUGGUAUGACUCUCCCUGGGGGCCUAGCACCGAGCUGUGUGAGCAGGACCAACCCUGCUCUGCCAGCAGGACACUGGUCCAAUCCCCAGUCCACCAGCUUGACUCCUUUACUGAACAGUCCCCCCCUGUGUCCAUCACAGAUCUUUACAAAGACCCAACAAUGGCUGCUACCUUUCCCACAGCCAGGGACCUGUCCCAGUUUCAGGACCCUCCGCCAGGUCCGAGGCUACACAGGGCCUCUUUUGCAUCAGUCCUAGAUGUUCCACUGGAGGAAGAAUCUACUGAGGCCUGCCAGUAUUCAUCCUACACCCUGCCCUGUCGCAGGCCCAAAGCACACACCCUGAGUGAAGAUCUGGACCAGUAUCCUGACCAGGAGCAAGCUGGAACUGAUUUUGUCUUCCAAAAGAAAGACUCCAUCAAAAACCGCAUCAGGCGAUUAAGCGACUGGACAGGAAGCCUCAGCCGCAAAAAGAGAAAGUCUCAGGGGUCAUACAGGGAUCUUAUCUUAACGGAGACCAGGUACAAGGACUUGAGCGAUGCCUUUGACAGUGGCGUUGACGGCCUUACUGCAGACACCAGCUCCCCAUCUCAGGUCUCCAGCCUCCUCUGGUUCCCAGGAGCCUCCAGGGCCCAGUCAUCAGGCGCCAUCCACCAAACAACCAGUGACGCCCUCCGCCAGAACAUCUAUGAGAAUUUCAUGAGAGAGCUGGAGACCGGCACCGGACAAGGAGGAGGGGGAGGCGGUGAGAGGAGAGACCCGUCCACAGGCACCGAAGAGGGAGAGAGCAGCAGCGAGUCGGCCGAGGGCUCCCUGGAGCAGCUGGAUCUGCUGUUUGAAAAGGAACAGGGGGUGGUCAGACGCGCCGGCUGGCUUUCUUUCAAACCUCUCGUCACCCUGCACAAGGAUAGGAAGCUGGAGCUGGUGACCCGCCGCAAGUGGAAGCAGUACUGGGUGACCCUGAAAGGAUGUACAUUGCUGUUCUAUGAGACUUAUGGCAAAGGCUCGCCGGAGCAGGAUUUGUCACCUCGCUAUGCUCUCCUGGCCGAGGACAGCAUUGUCCAGGCCGUCCCUGAGCACCCCAAAAAGGAGAAUGUUUUCUGCCUCAGCAACUCAUACGGAGACGUCUACCUCUUCCAGGCCAGCAACCAGACCGACUUGGAGAACUGGGUGACAGCCAUCCAUUCUGCCAGUGCAUCGCUGCUGGCCAAGCGCCAAGGGAAGGAGGACACGGUUCGUCUGCUGCGGAGCCAGGUCCGAGGCCUGCUGCAAAAGAUCGACAUGGACGGGAAGAUGAAGAAGAUGGCCGAGCUGCAGCUGACGGUGGUCAGCGACCCCAAGAACCGCAAGGCUAUUGAGAACCAGAUCCAGCAGUGGGAGCAGAACCUGGAGAGGUUUAACAUGGAUCUGUUCAGGAUGCGCUGCUACCUGGCCAGUCUACAAGGUGGAGAGCUGCCCAACCCAAAGAGUCUGCUGGCGAUUGCAAGCCGCCCCACCAAAACCACCCUGGGACGCCUUGGGAUCUUCUCAGUCUCCUCAUUCCAUGCACUGAUCUGUUCCAGAGAUGAGGCCACACUCAGACGGCGCUCACUGUCCCUGACUCACAGACAGCGCAAGAGAGGCCUUUUCUCCUCGCUCAAAGGCCUCGACAACCUAACGAAAAGGGGCCGGGACAAGAGGCCCUCUGCAUCGCAGAUCUUUGAGAGCGACGCUGGAGGUCAAACGCAUGCCCUACCCCCCAGGAGCACCGAGAGGCUGGACAUGCUGGCCAAUAUCUACUCUAUGUCGCCCCCCGAGGGCGGUGUGUGGGACAGCAUCAGUAGUGCCACAGACGCUGUGCUGACGUGUGUCUACAUGCCAGACGGCCUGACAGUCCAAGUUCCUGUCAGAAGGGACCAGACAGCCGCCGACCUUCUCUCUGCAGCCUGCAAGGUGAAACAGCUGGACCCGGGCCUGCACUGCCUCCGACUGCACAGGCGAGCACAGGGGCAGGGUGUGGAGGUUCGAUACAUGGCUCUUGGAGAGCUCCUCCGCGAUGUGGUCAAUGAUCAGCUGGAGGUGGUCCAAGCUAAUGUGUUUAUGUUGCACAUGAGCAGGCCGAGCGGCACUGGAGACUUUGGUUUUGCAGUAACAGGACACAUUGACAGCCAGAAAAACAGCAGGAUUUUUGUCAGUGAAGUCCUUCCUGAUGACAUGGCAUUCAACGAAGGACUGCGUCCAGGCGAUGAGAUCCUGGUGCUGAACGGCCGGAGUGUGUCGGGCCUGGAUCUGGCUUUGAUCCAGACACUGUUUGCUGAACAAACUCUGCACUUGACUCUAAGGCGGGAUGGACCCGUGCCGCUAACCUCCAGCCACCGGACCCUUCCUCUCCAACACAACCAGGAAGUUCGCAGCAAGCACCAGCGAGCCAUGUCCUCCUCAGAUGUGUGCACUGCAGAUGAUGGUGCCAAGUCCCUGUGUGUAGGACUGGAGAACGGUCACUCCCACUACGCACACAGGCCUGUUCAGCACAGCAAGAGCGUGGACACAGUGUGCACUCUCUACCAGUCCUUCCAGGAGGGGACAGGCUCAGGCUCUGGUGGUUUGAUGGAUGACACCAAAAGCUCUCCAGCGAGGCAGGGAGGGGAUUUAGGCUCGGGUCCCACGCGGGAGGCCACCCUGCUCAGACCUUGCCCUAAGCAUAUGAGCGCCACCGAGAGGUUACGGAAGGUCAUCCAGGAGCUGGUGGACACAGAGAAGUCAUAUGUGAAGGACUUGGCCUGUUUGUUUGAGAUCUACCUGAAACCCCUGCAGAAUGAGACCUUCCUCACACUGGACGAGAUGGAGAGUCUGUUUGGCAGCCUGCCAGAGAUGUUGGACUUCCAGAGGGUCUUCCUGCAGACCCUGGAGGAGAGGAUUGCCUCCUCGCCCGACUUCAGCACCCUGGAGACACCAUCACAGUUCAAGAAGCUGCUGUUUUCUCUCGGGGGUUCAUUCCUGUACUACGCUGACCACUUCAAGCUCUACAGCGGCUUCUGCGCUAACCACAUCAAGGUCCAGAAGGUCCUGGAGAGAGCUAAGACCGAUCAGACCUUCAAGGAAUUCCUGGAUGCGAGGAACCCCACUAAGCAGCACUCAUCCACCCUGGAGUCGUACCUGAUUAAGCCCGUUCAGAGGGUGCUCAAGUAUCCCCUGCUGCUCAGGGAGCUGGUCUCCCUCACUGACGCUGAAAGCGAGGAGCACUACCACCUCACUGAGGCUUUGAAAGCCAUGGAGAAGGUGGCCAGUCACAUCAAUGAGAUGCAGAAGAUUUACGAGGAUUACGGCUCUGUGUUUGAUCAGCUAGUUGCUGAGCAGACCGGCCUUGAUAAAGAGGUCACAGAGAUUUCGAUGGGAGAGUUUCUCAUGCAUUCCUCAGUGGUCUGGCUCAACCCGCAUACAUCAUUGGGUCGCAUGAGAAAAGACCCUGAAAUGACCGUGUUUGUGUUCAAGAAAGCGGUGAUACUGGUCUACAGGGAAAACAACAAGCUGAAGAAGAAGAUGACGAACCCUCGUUCAGCGCUUUCUCACGGAGAUUCGGAUCCCUUUAAAUUCCGUUGGCUCAUCCCACUCUCUGCACUGCAGGUCAGAUUGGGAAACACUGCAGGAACAGGCACAGAAAGCAGCUGCAUCUGGGAGCUGAUUCACUCCAAGUCUGAGGUGGAGGGGAGACCGGAGACUGUCUUCCAGCUGUGUAGCAGUGUGCCGGAGAACAAGGUCAACAUCAUCAAGGUGAUCCGCUCCAUCCUCAGGGAGAACGUGAGGAGGAACAUGAAGAGCGAGGGCACGUUGGAGAGAAGCGGUAAAGAGCGCCUGGUCCCCCUGCGCAGCACCCUGCCCUCCUCUGCCAGGCUAGGUUCCACCAGGGCUUCCUGGUUGUGUAAGCAGCCACUUGGAGAUCUCUCUGCCCAGGUGGGGAACCCCAAGCUGGGGCCAGACUCAGACGAGGGGAGCCUAAGCAGUGGAACCUACAGUUUGUCGGGCGCCCCUCCACCUUGCACCUCCUCUGACUUGCAGCAGAACUGGUCUCAGACAACUGGAUCCAACUCGCAGCCCCGCUCCUCUGCUGUGAAAGAGUCUGAUAUCUUGAGUGAUGAGGAUGAUGACGGCUUUAGCGAGGGGGGAACAAGGAGGGACAGUGGAGACAGCAGCUCUCCAACUAGCGCAAUUGAGGCUCAGUUCCUUCAACUUAAAGUCUCUGAGGACACUGUGUCACAAAGUGCACCGGCUCCCUGUGUUCAGCCAGAGAGAGUCGGGGACACUCCAGAGACCCAACCCAAACUAAUGCGUGGAAACUUCAGUGCUGUUAAGAGGAAAACCAACAGUUUGAGGAGGAGCCAGGGAGCGCUGUUGAACAUGAAGGCGCACAGCAGGUCACUGGACAGUCAGGCGGACGCAGCGUCAGCGUCCGGAGUCGUGGAUCUCAACACGUUGCUGGAGAGAGAGUUCAGCGUCCAAAGUCUGACUUCUGUAGUGAAUGAAGACUGUUUCUAUGACCCAGCUGAGAGCUGUGCCACUGACUCUGGAAAUGCCACCUCCUCAUAAGGGACUGGAUAAACAGAGGUGAGACACUCUGACCAGAGAGCUUUGGCUCACUGCAGGCUCUACCAGUGUGGCAUGAAGUUGUGCCUCAUUUCGGUUUAGUGAGCCACACACCUGCCUGCUAAAAGUAAGGUCUGUUCAGAUGAAGCAUACUGGCUGACAGACCAAGUUUCUCCCCCUAUAGAGGUGAAGAGAGGAGAUUUCAGUCCCAAUGAUAACUACAAUGAAUCUGCCAAGCACUGAUGCAUUCCCGCAUUCCUCUCACAAGCCGUCUUUGUGACGUUUUUUUCCAUCCUACUUUCCCCUGCAGCUCAUGCUAAUUUGCGGUUUUUGAAUUUUCUGUGAGGAAAUACGGAGAAAGUCCUUGGUCUGUCAGUCCCAAAAGUUACAAGAGGAGGAGAGUGCACAGUGCAUAUUGAGCCACAGGAUACUGAGAUAAAAUGUAGCUGUGGAGGAAGCCACACUGGUGCUUUGGCACAGUUUGCCAGGCAGCAGGCUUUUAAACAGAGGUCAUGGGCUCAGGAUUUGGUCAAGUAUUCCAGGCCCUGUUUAUUACUGGUAUUAAAAUGUGUCUUAUGUGAUCAUUUGACCACAUAUUUUGCCGUGUUACAUGCUAAUACAUCUCCAACAAGCUAACACCCUGCAACUUGCCCAUUUUAAGGCGAUUUGCAUUAAGUGCUGUGUGACCGUCCAUCAUUAUUUCCUAUUAAAUCAGACGUGCUGGAUUCUGCUGACAGUAAUAUCUCCAGCUGUACACACACAACCGCUGCGACGACUGGCGAGCAGCUAGCAAGAGUGUGGACGUAGUAACUCUGCACAGGGCCCGUUGGCCUUCCAGUGUUAGUGACGUCUGUCUAAAUCUAAUAUCUAAACUAAUCUAAACACAAGUGGUCAGCUGAGGAUACAUGAUGGACACAGGUGUGAAAGGCGAUGUGCCACAGCUGGAUCACCAAAGCACAUGUUAAUACCAGGUAAAAUGAGACAGUAGGGGCCACUAAGUGAAGGCUAUCACAGCUGAGUAAGAUCCACCCAAAGAGCUGCGUCAGUCAGGUCAGGCUUCCUGAAGAGAGUUGACGUUGGCCUAAACAAACAGGAAGGACACCAACUUUUGCAACUAAGCCUUUUUUGCUGUAUUUUGUGCACUAAAGUACACUGUUUGCCUAUAUAUUUGAAAUAUUUUUUAUCUGUACAGGUUUUAAUGUUAUUAAUGCUGUUUUUAUUUAUUAAUAGGUUGGAUUAUGUAUAUCUCAGCAAACUAACUCUUUGGUUGAAGGCUUGAACUGUUGGCUAAAGAUUUGGUCCAUUAGUACACAAAUACAAUGUAAUACCGCUUGACAUUUUUUUCCCACUUCAUCUUAAAUGUUGCCGACUGGAUUUUGGUUGUCUUUUACUGAAGAUUGUUAUUUCCAGCGUUUGCAUUUGAAGUGUUUUCGAGAUCUGGCUGCUUAAUUUGAAUGAUUUAAACUGCAAUAAUGUUUAAAACCUAACGUUUCUUUUUAUGUUUUUGUCUUGUACAUAAAGUCUUUUCUAUCUUUGAAACAUAUAUGUAUUCUCUUAUACAUACUUGACACUGUACAGGAAAUAAAAUACAAGGCAGGAAUAAGCAAUAAACGCAGGUGAUAUUUUUGUAAAAACCUUUUGUUUGCCAUAGCAAAAAAUACAUAUUGAGGUACUAUUAAAAAAAAAAGGCAAACCACUAUGACAUUCUUUACCCUCUCAGCUCAACUUUACCAUGCCUUUAAUGCUAGCAUACCAAUGAAUGUGAAUGCUCCCUUCUUAUGGAAUUGUUUUAUAAAUAAAAGUUUUAUCUGUGAAUGA
Plectropomus leopardus (leopard coralgrouper) is the source of this 7531-nucleotide messenger RNA. Lineage: Eukaryota; Metazoa; Chordata; Actinopteri; Perciformes; Serranidae. The record is from RefSeq and is a predicted model, not a curated record.